Molecule: messenger RNA, 1532 nt
Organism: Jatropha curcas
Lineage: Eukaryota; Viridiplantae; Streptophyta; Magnoliopsida; Malpighiales; Euphorbiaceae
Source: RefSeq, a predicted model, not a curated record
GAUUUUCUACUGCUCAUGAAUAAAUUUUGUAUUGUUGCUUUCAAAUUUCCAAGAUAUCUCAAGUAAGACGAAAGACAUAAAACAAUUUUACAUGGACUCAAAACAACAAUAGGGACAAUAGACCUCAAGCAAAAUGAUUUUUAGCCAACCUCAUUCCAUACAGCCGGACAAAAUGCCGGAACUUAAUUGGCUCCUCUGCAAUUUUUCCCAGGAAAAGGUUGCCCUUUUAUUGAUGACAAGACAGAGAAUUAAAGGUAUGAAUUAAAAGCAUAAUGUGCCUCUGUCCUAACCUAUUAAAGAAAUUGGGACAGGUUCUGGAGUAGGCCUCACCUGCACUGAAGCAUUCAAAGCUGCUUUUGAUUUAUGAAAUGCUCGGAGAAGUAAAGGCAGUGUUUUUCAAGUGGGACUGAAAGGUCAAAUGACUGAGUGAACUACCCAGAUUUGUCAAUAUUUAAGAACUCGGAUUGUUGUCCUAUUUUAUCCAACAAGUUUCCCUUCUUUAUCACCAGAGAUAAUAAUGGUGCAAAGGAUUGAAAAGUGGUGAAAUUUCUCCAGCAAUUCAAUAAUGAAUGUUUCAUGUGCAGUACAGAGGGAUCUUUCUACCCCAUAAGUGGGAUGAUGCUUUAGUUAAUGACCAGAGAAACAGAGAUAUAAGUAAACCGCCAAAGGUAAUAUUAAACUCUAUACCUUCUACCUAGUUCCUUGAUACUUUUUUGUUUUUUCAUACUUUACUAUCCUAUUCUGCUCUCUAGCUACAACAAUGGACCCUUCACGGAUCCUAGGAUGUACAGAGGAAUGUAGUGGUAGUAGGGACAAUGAGUCUGGGUGGACAACUUACAUUGCCUCUCGUACCCAACAAAACCACCACCAUGAUGAUGGUGGUUAUAAUCUCAGCACUGGUAAGCAAGCAGAUCACAGAAAUGGCAAUCAUAGUAAAGACGAUGAUAGUGAGAGUGAUGACUCGAUGGCCUCAGAUGCCUCUUCUGGCCCAAGCCAUCAAGAAUUUCAAUGUACAAGCAAUAAAAAAAGUGUCGGUUCCAAGCAUGCAGCUAUUAAAUACUCAUCAAGAGAAAAAUUUCAGGAACAAAUUAAACAAAGAGAAGAACCAUGGCCAAGGACCAAACUAAUAAAACAAGAAUUGGUUCUUGAUGCAAGAAGUGCUACUAGUCACAUUCAUGGUGGAACCAAGGUAAGUAAAACCAAGAAAUGCUCCUAAGUUUUGAUUUGUCCUAAAAUACAGCCAAGUUUUGUGUCAUAAUGUUCCUUAGGUGACCAGAAACAGAACAAAGUCCAUGCUUUCUUCACAAGUUUCAGAAAUUAAAUGUAAUACUGGAAUCUUAAAAUAUAAAUGAGUGAGAAAGUCUUAGGCGGGCUUAGUUUUUGGUAGAGCACCAUGCUCAGAUUAUUUGCGUUGUGGCCCAAUAACAUAGACCUAUGAGACAGAGUGGCUUGCUAGUGUGUUCAAUCAUAAAUCAAGUGUAGUUAAGAAUUUACAUCAUGAUAAGAUUUUUUUUUUGUUUUUUCUUUUUCAA